AUGACCGUCGACACCCCGCUCAACAUCCGCAUCUCCAUCGAUCGAGGUGGCACCUUCACUGAUGUGCACGCCUCGAUCCCCGGCAGGGAAGACAUCAUCCUCAAAUUGCUGUCGGUUGACCCGGCCAACUACCAAGAUGCACCCACCGAGGGCAUCCGGAGGAUAUUGGAGCUGGCCACCGGCAAGCCGCACCCGAGGGGCGAGCUGCUAGACCUCUUCCACAUCGAGUCCAUCCGCAUGGGCACCACAGUUGCCACCAAUGCGCUCCUCGAGAGGAAGGGCGCCCGGUCGGCGCUUCUCAUCACCAAGGGCUUCAAGGACCUCCUGCUCAUUGGCAACCAGUCCCGCCCCAAGAUCUUUGACCUGUCCGUAGCGCGGCCAGAGGUGCUGUACGAGCAAGUCGUCGAGGUCGACGAGCGCGUCACGAUGGAAGACUACACUGAAGAUCCCCAGUCUGUCAAGACUGUCCCCACCGCAGAGGACGCCGAGCUGGUCACCGGCAUCACCGGCGAGACCAUCCGCGUCAUGAAGAAGCCCGACGCGGAAGCCGUCCAAUCGCAGCUCCAGAGGUUAUGGGACCUCGGCUACCGGUCGCUUGCCAUCGUCUUCAUCCACUCCUACGCCUAUCCCGAGCACGAGCUGUCCGUGGGCAAGCUCGCAGCCGACAUGGGCUUCUCCGUCACCCUCUCCUCCGCCGUUCAGCCCAUGAUCAACGCCGUGCCGAGAGGCAUGUCCGCCAUGGCCGACGCCUACCUCACGCCGGUCAUCAAGCUCUACAUCGACUCCAUCUCCGCCAACUUCAGGGGCGGGUUCGAGUCCCACGACACCCGCAUCGAGUUCAUGCAGUCGGACGGCGGUCUCGUCGACUUCCGCAAGUUCAGCGGUCUCAAGGCCAUCCUCUCAGGCCCUGCCGGCGGUGUCGUCGGCUACGCCCAGACCUCCUGGGACAGCGAGGAGAAGUGCCCCAUCAUCGGGUUCGAUAUGGGCGGUACCUCCACGGAUGUGUCGCGGUACGCUGGUGUGUACGACCACGUCUUUGAGACUACCACCGCCGGCAUCUCGGUGCAGUCCCCUCAGCUUGAUAUCCACACCGUGGCUGCCGGUGGCGGCUCCAUCUUGACCUGGAGGAACGGCCUCUUCAAUGUCGGCCCCGAGUCGGCCUCCGCCCAUCCCGGACCAGCCUGUUACAGGAAAGGUGGCCCUCUGACCGUGACCGACGCCAACCUGUUCGUCGGCCGGCUUCUGCCAGAAUAUUUCCCCAAGGUCUUCGGCCCGAACGAGGACGAGCCCCUGAACAGAGAAGUCACUGCCGAGAAGUUCAAGGUUCUUACCGAGGAAAUCAAUGAGGAGCGUCGCAAGAAUGGCAACACUCCCUUCACCGCCGAGGAGGUCGCCAUGGGCUUCCUGAAGGUCGCCAACGAAGGCAUGGCUCGCCCCAUCCGCGCUCUCACCGAGGCCAGGGGCUACGAGACCUCGAGCCACCACCUGGCCUGUUUCGGCGGCGCGGGCGGCCAGCACGCCUGCUCCGUCGCCGACGUCCUGAGCAUCUCCAGGGUCAUCAUCCACAAGUACUCGUCCAUCCUGUCCGCCUACGGCAUGUCCCUGGCCGACGUCGUCCACGAGGUGCAGCGCCCCGCCGCCCUGGCCUACUCCGCCGAGACCGAGCCCCAGAUCCGGUCCCAGCUCGACGAGCUCGUGCGGCAGGCCCAGGCCGAGCUCACCCAGCAAGGGUUCUCCCCGAAGCAGAUCUCCUUCAACGCCUACCUGAACAUGCGGUACGCGGGCUCCAGCAGCUCCCUCAUGAUCCUCAAGGGCGACGACUGGGACUUCAGGCGCGAGUUCGAGGCGGUCCACAAGCGCGAGUUCGGCUUCAACUUUGACGACAAGGCCAUCCUCGUCGACGACAUCCGCGUCCGGGCCAUCGGCGCCGCCCGCUCCCGCGUCGAGAAGAGCCCCUUUGCCCAGAUGAAGGCUGUCGAGAGCGCCGACGUCGCCGCUCCGGCCCAGAACGGCGCGAGCCGUGUGUACUUUACCGAGGGCGGCUGGGCCGAGACCCCUGUCUACGAGCUCCAGGGUCUGCCCAACGGCGCCCGCCUGACCGGCCCCGCCCUCGUCAUCGACAAGACCCAGACCAUCGUCGUCACCCCGGGCUCGGUCGCCACCAUCCUCGACAGCUACGUCGUCAUCGACCUCGCGUCCGACGACGCCGCCGCCGCGGUCCAGACCGAGCAGGAGGCCGAGUUCAGCCCCAUCCAGCUGUCCAUCUUCGGCCACCGCUUCAUGUCGAUCGCCGAGCAGAUGGGCCGCACCCUGCAGAAGACGGCCGUGUCGACCAACAUCAAGGAGCGGCUCGACUUCUCGUGCGCCAUCUUCUCGCCCGACGGCGGCCUGGUCGCCAACGCGCCCCACGUGCCCGUCCACCUGGGCAGCAUGCAGUUCGCCGUGCGGUACCAGCACCAGCUGUGGGAGGGCCGGCUCAAGGACGGCGACGUCCUCGUGUCCAACCACCCCAGCUGCGGCGGCACCCACCUGCCCGACAUCACCGUCAUCACCCCGGUCUUCGACGGCGACGUCAUCGCCUUCUACGUCGCCAGCCGCGGCCACCACGCCGACAUCGGCGGCAUGCUGCCCGGCUCGAUGCCGCCCACGAGCAGCGCCCUGUGGCAGGAGGGCGCCGCCAUCGAGAGCACCAAGCUCGUCAGCGCGGGCCGCUUCGACGAGGACGAGGUGCGGCGGCUGCUGCUCGUCGAGCCGGCCCGGCACGACGGCUGCUCGGGCUCGCGCAAGCUGGCGGACAACGUGUCGGACCUCAAGGCGCAGAUCGCCGCCAACGUCAAGGGCAUCGCGCUCAUCCGGGCGCUCAUCGCCGAGUUCGGCCUCGCCACCGUCCACCGCUACAUGUACGCCAUCCAGACGACGGCCGAGCUCGCCGUGCGCGACCUCAUGAGGGCCACGGUCGCCAGGCUCGGCCCGGAGCCCCUCGAGGCCGUCGACUAUAUGGACGACGGCACGCCCAUCCGGCUGCGCGUCAGCAUCGCCGCCGACGGGUCCGCCGUCUUCGACUUUGCCGGCACGGGCCCGCAGGUCCUGGGCAACACCAACGCGCCCAUCGCCAUCACCCACAGCGCCAUCAUCUACUGCCUGCGCGCCCUCGUCGCCUCCGACAUCCCGCUCAACCAGGGCUGCCUGAACCCGAUCGACAUCCGCGUGCCCGACGCGAGCAUCCUGAGCCCGGCCAAGGGGCUCGCCGUCGUCGGCGGCAACGUGCUGACCUCGCAGCGCAUCACCGACGUCGUGCUGCGGGCCUUCCGCGCCUGCGCCGCCAGCCAGGGCUGCUGCAACAACCUGACCUUCGGCACGGGCGGCAAGGACCCGGCCACGGGCGCGCACGCCGACGGCUUCGGCUACUACGAGACCAUCGCCGGCGGCGCCGGCGCGGGGCCGACCUGGCGCGGCACGAGCGGCGUGCACGUGCACAUGACCAACACGCGCAUCACGGACCCGGAGGUCUUUGAGAAGCGGUACCCGUGCGUGCUGCGCGCCUUCACGCUGCGCGACGGGUCCGGCGGGCGCGGCGCCAACCCGGGCGGCGACGGCACGGUGCGCGACAUCGAGUUCCGCGUCCCCGUGCAGUGCUCGAUCCUGAGCGAGCGGCGCAGCCGGCGGCCGUACGGCAUGGAGGGCGGCGGCGACGGCGCCAGCGGCGUCAACCUCAUCGUGCGCAGGGAUGAGGAGGGCCGGGAGAGCGUCGUCAACCUCGGCGCCAAGGCGACGACCAAGCUGGGCCGGGGCGACAGGGUCAUCAUCCAGUCGCCGGGCGGCGGCGCGUGGGGUAGCUUGGAGGUGAACGGUGUGAAUGGGCAUGCGUAG
Molecule: messenger RNA, 3870 nt
Organism: Thyridium curvatum
Lineage: Eukaryota; Fungi; Ascomycota; Sordariomycetes; Thyridiales; Thyridiaceae
Exons: 1
Coding region: 1-3870 (1289 amino acids)
Biological process (GO): glutathione metabolic process
Cellular component (GO): cytosol
Molecular function (GO): 5-oxoprolinase (ATP-hydrolyzing) activity
Source: RefSeq, a predicted model, not a curated record